This is a messenger RNA of Tripterygium wilfordii, 1011 nucleotides long. RefSeq names its product dehydration-responsive element-binding protein 1F-like. The coding region runs from base 78 to 680 and encodes 200 amino acids. The transcript has a single exon. Gene Ontology annotation, biological process: regulation of DNA-templated transcription. Gene Ontology annotation, molecular function: DNA-binding transcription factor activity; DNA binding. Lineage: Eukaryota; Viridiplantae; Streptophyta; Magnoliopsida; Celastrales; Celastraceae. The record is from RefSeq and is a predicted model, not a curated record.
CUUCUCUCUUAACAACCCACAGAGCUUCAAUUUUCCUACCGUUGGUUCAAUUCGAAACGACUCUCAAUUCUCACAAAAUGGAAUUUGAAAACGAUUCAUCAUUGUCCUCAUCAUGCCAACUCUCUCCAGGCAAUCCUGCUCCUGCAUUGCUGCAGGCGCCACCAAAUACCUCUCUGAAACGCAGGGCAGGAAGGAAGAAGUUCAACGAAACCCGUCAUCCGGUAUACCGAGGUGUCAGGCGAAGAAAUGGAGAUAAAUGGGUGUGUGAAGUGCGUGAACCGAACAAGAAGUCGAGAAUUUGGCUUGGGACAUUCCCUUGCCCUGAAAUGGCAGCCAGGGCUCAUGAUGUUGCUGCGCUUGCACUCAGAGGUGAACUUGCGCAGCUUAAUUUUCAUGAUUCUGCUUGGUUGCUUCCCCGACCGGACUCUUCUUCUCCUAGGGAUAUACAAAAAGCAGCUCUUGAAGCUGCAGAGGCUUUUAGGCCUGCCAUGUCCAUGUCUUCUACUAACUCUUCUUUAGAGCCUCCUACGUUGUUUAAGGAUGAAGAGGAGUUGUUUAAUAUGCCAGGGUUGCUGGACAGCAUGGCAGAGGGCUUGAUGGUUACGCCGCUUGGUAUGCAAAGAGGGCUUGAUUGGGAUAGCGUGGAUUGCUCUACGGACUUCACUUUGUGGAUGGACUAAAGUAAUAAGACUAUCUAUCUCCGUGGCUGGACAGCAUAAUUACAUGCAUGCGGCUUUAGGGAUUUGUUCAUGGUGUCAUUCAUGGAUGGAAUAUGAGUAUAGAAGGAAUAAGUUUGCACUAAAGACCAGAGGGUAAUCACAUUAAUUUAUAGUUGAACAAACUCCAUCUAACUACUAUUUUGUUGGGAUAACUGAGAUAUCAACUGUUGAGAUGCUUAUAAUUUUUCGUAUUGGUUUUAUAUAUAUUGUAUCUGUAUAAGCGGUGGAUAGCCAUAACAAUUGUUUUAAAGGAAAAAAAAAAUAUUAAUGAUGGUGGGCACUUCCUAGCUAA